AUGUCAUCAGGCUGUGGUUGUGGCUCAAGCUGCUCUUGCGGCAGCAACUGCAGUUGCGGCAAAAUGUACCCGGAUGUGGAGAAGAGCACAACAGUUACCAUCAUUGAAGGGGUCGCACCAAUGAAGAUGUACUCUGAGGGAUCUGAGAAAAGCUUCAGUGCUGAAGGAGCAGCUGGCUACCUUUUACUUCACUAUGCAAUCUCUUCUUUCAAUCCAGCAAUGGAGAUAGAGACACGCAGCGAAGACAACAGUGGAAGUAGCAAUCCUUUCAAUCUUGGAGGAGAGAAGUCUGAAGUAAGUAGGGCUCAUAGGUCUUGA
Molecule: messenger RNA, 318 nt
Organism: Fraxinus pennsylvanica
Lineage: Eukaryota; Viridiplantae; Streptophyta; Magnoliopsida; Lamiales; Oleaceae
Source: the annotation of a GenBank genome assembly